Molecule: messenger RNA, 2127 nt
Organism: Danio rerio (zebrafish)
Lineage: Eukaryota; Metazoa; Chordata; Actinopteri; Cypriniformes; Danionidae
Source: RefSeq, a predicted model, not a curated record
CAAAGACAUUUUCCCCUGACCCGGAUGUGUAAACGCGAUCCAUCCUCAACAUGCCUCUCAUUCAUUUCGUGUUUUUUCGUUUGUUUUGAAGGUAAAGUGUUGGCUUUUCUUUCCAAAUUACGUAAACCAAACGCAGAUGAGAUGUUUUAAGUACUACCCGGUCGUCAUUCCAUUCAGUUAAUACUUUAUUUUCAUGGACUAAUCUGAUGUUUGAAGAUACUGACGCUUUAUGGUCCAGUUCACGCGAAGUUUUCUUGUAGACAGUAAUCGAGAUAACGUUAGUCAACUGAAACACAACCCAGAGGAGGACUUCAACAGUUUCCCCCCCUGCUGCUCAUAAUGUCUUUAGCUGGUGCGCUGUGGUUUGCAGUUCAGGAUGAUUUAUUAACAAAUGGUGUAUGUAACAACACAACAUCAUCCAACAUCAGCAACAAAAAACCAGACAAACAGCCCAGCACCAGCGAGCCCAUCUCUGCUCCCGAGAUCCACUCUGUGCUGGGCGGACUGGACGAUCACUUCCUUUCACGCUGGUUACAUCUCAACCGACAGUGUCUGCGGUUCAUCAUCGAUUUCAUCCAGGCCCGUUUUAAAAAAGACAUAUUUGCGUCCAGCCACAAGCCGAACUUGUCCGAGGCCAACAUUCUGGCCGCACUUGCCUACUACGCACAGGGGUCUCUGCCAAAUAAAGUCACAGACCGUCUGAGAAUCGAUCAGAAAACAGCAUGCGAGGCGGUGAAGGCCACCACCAAACUCUUAUCAGACUUAACCCCCGAAUUCAUCACAUUCCCGAACAGUUAUAACGACCGCAUGGGUGCCGCACAAGCCUUCAAGAACCUGAGCGGCAUCCCGCAUGUGGUGGGAGUGUUGGGGUAUUUGCACAUAAGGGUGAGACCUCCCGUCUUGGAGGAACGCAUGUAUGUGAAUACUCUGGGUUAUCAUUCAAUCAUGGUGCAGGUCAUAUUCGACGCGGACGGGAAUCUCUUUAGUGUGGAGCAGUGCUGUCCUGGGGGAACUCCUGAACACUCUGUUUGGGAAAACUCGGACAUUGGCAGACAGUUCAGCAUAUUUCAACACGGGCACACGUGGAUCAUUGGUAGCCCAUCUCUUCUAGGAUGUGGACAUGUUUUGACCCCAGUGGAGACCAUUCGUAUAAAAAGCAACGCGGCUGUGCAAUUUAACAAAGCACACGCUCUGCUAUACAACAGUUCGCAGCAUGUCUUUGGUAGUUUGAAAAGCCGUUUCCAAUGCCUGCAAGACUUCGGCUCCAUCCAGUCACCCGAGUCUGUGGCAUGCAUGAUCAGAGCCUGCUGCGUCCUGCACAACAUCAGCAAGAAGUUCUCCGUGCCGUUACCUGCCGAUUUUAGCUUGGAGCCGCUCCAUCCGCCGUCAGAAGUGCUCAACAUCAUGGCAGAGCAGCAGUUUGACUACAUGGAAGACACUAAAGAUGAAAUGAUAGAAAUGUUUUUUAACACUACAGAAAACGAGGAUGACUCCGAGGCGACCAGAUCUAUGAGAGAAUACUUAUGAUCGCAAAAGAAAAGUCUGAAACCGUUAGUAUUUCAACUAUGCUGAGUGAAAUAAACAGACAUAUGCAUGCUGAUGCCAGCCGAUUGGUUAUAUACACAAGCUUUAUUAAUUACACAGUUGAUUCAAAUAAGUUAAUGCUAAUUCGCUAACAUUCAUCAACAAGUAAUAUGAAUAAAAAAACGUAUGGAAGGCUAUAAAAUUAGCUCAUUCAAUACUACAAGUUUGUUACAAGAAGAAGUACUCCAGUAGUACCAUGGGUUCAGUGAUGCUAACAAUAGGUGCUGCUUUGGAUUUAAAUACAGAUUGGGUGAGUUUUGACUAGGCGAAAUGGAACGGCUGAAGAUAGUACAUUUCCUGUGUCAAUAGUACAGUUGUCAGCCAUGAAAGGCAGUAUUAGAAAUAUAGAGUUUAUUACCCCAUAUGUAAUGCAAAGUUAUUUUUCACCCAACUUGUGUAUACCAAUUUCAAAGAACUGUGAUGGAUGCAUCCAUAAUGUUGUUCUUACCACAUGUUGUUCACUUUUUCUUUUACACAUUUAUGUUGAUUACUUGCUUUGAAGACAUAACAUGUUUGUGCAAUACAGUAAUACAUAUGUAUUUC